UUGCCAUCUGCCUCGGGCUUGCUCCACAUCUCCUACUUGAGCAUCCAUCGCAGCCUGCCACAGGAGCUCUGGGGAAGGGAUGGAGUAGGGCAGGCUGGAGGGGAUGCCGGCUGGAAUACUUCAUCCCUCAGCCUGUUGUGACCUCCUGGCAGGCUUUCCCUGGGUCCUCCUUGCCAUACUGAGUGGUGUCUUCCUGUUGCUGAUCAUAACCGGGCUCUGCUUCAUCUGGCUGUACACCUGCCUCAGCCCCUCGGAGAUCAACCUCCCGAAAACGCUUGUUCUCCUCAACAAGGAGCUGAGUGCGACCAUCAGAGUGCCCACCCCUGAGCUCGAGGAGGGCUCGCUCGCCCUGCUCCUGCCAACCUUGCUUCCCUCCCGCGGGCCACCUGCCACCAAGCAAACGCCACCCACAGUCAAGCUGCUCCUCGGAGAAAGCCGUCCCCAGGACAUGAGUGGCUACUGUGCCAAUGGUUUUGGGCCACACUGCCUCGAGGAAAAGGACUCAUCCCUCACCCACAGCCAUCUGAGGCAUGGUUUGGGCUCCUGGGUUGCUCCACAGCUGGAGGAAGAUGAAGAUGGUGAGCUGGAGCAGCCAGUGCCAAUGGGACUGACCCAGGACAGCUACGCAUGUGACGGGCACUAUCAGACAUCUGAGAUGUGGCUCUCCCUGCACCUCCAGCUUUGUUCUAAACGCCAGUGCCCAGCCCAGGGAGCAGGCAACUGCUUUCCUCUGCCUACAGAAGGUGGGAGCUUCAGCCAGGAGGACCUGCAGGAGAGCCUUGGCAUGGCAGGACACUGGGUAACGUUCAGCUCCGUGAAGCUGCUGGCCAGCGGGGAAGAGGAUGGAGAGCAGCUCAUCUGUGCUCUCCAGCCCCUGCCUGGCCAUGAGACUGAGCCUGGUGACAGCACCGUGAAGGACAGGGAGGUGGAGCGGGCAGCACUGGCUGUCCUUGGCACCUGCCAGCUGCCCCAACCGGCCCCCAACAUCCAGCAGGCGGUUGUCUUCUCCGGCUACGAGCUGCGUCCCCGGGUUGAUGCUGAGCCAUAGUAGGCAGGGCACGCUGGGGGCUUCCAGCACCUGGAUCACAGCACCCAACAGGACUCGAGGUGCUUCCCAGAGAUGCUGUGGUGGGACUGGUGUGGUUUAACAUCUUGUCAGAGACAUGGACAGUGCGACUGAGGGCAACCUCUGCAAGUUUGCCAGUGACAUCAAGUUGUGUGGCUCACUUGAUACACUGGAGAGAAGGGUUGGAUCCAGAGGGACCUGGACAGUCUGGAGAGGUGGGGGUGGAACUGGAUGGCUUUAAGGUCCCUUCCAACCCAAACCAUUCUGUGACAGCCACCUGCUCAGAGCUGCCUGUGCCUUACUGGGACAGGGUCUCGCACAGGCGCGGCUGCCGUGGAUGGGUCAGGUCAGCAUCCUUAGAGCUUCCCCCUAUGGUUUUGGUGCUCUUCAAUCAAAGCAUAAGGAACAUAGACCAAAGUCAAAGCCCCAAACCUUUUUUAUCUAUUUAUCCACCUCUGUGUGUGUGUACACAGUAUACAUAGAGUAAUGCAAAUUUAGGUAUAUAGUCAUUAACAUAUAA
This is a messenger RNA of Cuculus canorus (common cuckoo), 1586 nucleotides long. RefSeq lists its product as uncharacterized. The record is from RefSeq and is a predicted model, not a curated record. The transcript is spliced from 2 exons. NCBI's taxonomy places the organism in Eukaryota, Metazoa, Chordata, Aves, Cuculiformes, Cuculidae. Bases 104 to 1048 code for a protein of 314 amino acids.